Molecule: messenger RNA, 3464 nt
Organism: Pomacea canaliculata
Lineage: Eukaryota; Metazoa; Mollusca; Gastropoda; Architaenioglossa; Ampullariidae
Product: FGFR1 oncogene partner-like
Exons: 17
Coding region: 21-1514 (497 amino acids)
Biological process (GO): microtubule anchoring
Cellular component (GO): centrosome
Molecular function (GO): calcium ion binding; protein binding
Source: RefSeq, a predicted model, not a curated record
CGUUGUUUUUGUCUGGAAACAUGUCGGCCGACGAAGACACAGAGUUGAGAGACUUAGUCGCUCAAACUCUUGAAGCAAAUGGCACUUUAGGGAAAUUGCGCGCUCAGUUACGGGCGAGCGUAUUCCUUGCUUUAGAGGAGCAGGAAAAUGUUCAAAACAGGACACCCUUUUUGAAUAAGGAACUAAAGACCUUUCUGUCUACAAAAGAUGGCCAUCUUGUUGCCAGCCUGGUCCGUGAAUUCUUGGAGUUCUUUCACUUAGAGUUCACUCUUGCUGUGUUUGAUCCAGAAACUGGAUUGGAGGAUGCAUUGAACCGCGAGAACCUUUCAAAGGAGCUUAAUUUAAGAAAUCAUCCCAGGGAAGGCGAGUCACAUGUACCUUUACUGGUAGAGGUACUUAAAGGUGCUAACACGCACACCAGUAAACAACAGUUGCAGCAUUCCACUGUCAGUCCAAUAGGAGGUUCUUCUUCCAUUGCUGAAAGAGAUUUUAACAGUCUUCCAAAGAAUUUAUCUGAAAAGCAGCUGUUAGAUGCAAGAGAAAAGUUUGAUCUUUAUGACAGAGAUGGCAGUGGAGCUAUAGAUAAAGAUGAACUGCGAGAGCUCUUCAUUGAUUUAUUUCCAGGAUUUAACAGAAACAUGUUGGAAAAGUAUGUUCAAGAUGAAUUUAAAGCUAUCGACAAAGACUUCAGCAGCAGAAUGUAUUUCUCUCUCACUCCUCGAGGCAUUGAGUUUGAUGAAUUUCUUGCCAUGUACAAACGCCUGUUCCUACAGUGCCGCUCCGUUGUGUCAGGAGAAGUAGAUGAAAUCGUCUCCACAGGUCACAAGCAAAAGCUGGCUUUUUCUGGAGCCUUGACUAAAGCUGAUAUUUUAACAAGUUCAGUUGAGGUUAAGAACCAAAGGAACCUUGAAAAAAGCGGUCCCCCACCACUGCCUACAUCAGCACCCCCUAACAGUGCCAAAAGUAGUAAUCUGUAUGAAGACCUUUUGGGUGAUGAUUCAUUCUUCGAUGGGCCUUUGCCAUCUUCCUCUGUGUUGACACCAUAUGGAAGCAGUGAGAUAGACAAAGGGAAGAAGAAGGGAGAGGAAGCUAACAGUGAUGGAGUUAGGAAGGCUGCCAGUGAGUCUCCCUUUGUUACCUCUGGUGGACUGGUGUCAGUGCAAAACAACCACUCUGCCACAGGUUUCAUAUCCAGACCAAGGGAGAGUGAUGCCAGUCUGAGGACACUGGAUCGUAGAAUGGCCAAUUUAGACAUGGGUGGUGAUGCACAAGAUGAUUAUGAGUAUGAAGACGACUUCCAGAGUUCUGGACACAGCUUUAGUCAGAGGUCUCCUCGCAGCAAAGGAGAAGGAAAGACAGAAAAUGGCAGUGUUGCUGAGGAAAUCGAUGAUGAAGAGAUUGAAGACGGUUCCAUAGAUGCAGAAAAUAGUGGGUUUGAUGACAUAACAACAGACAGGAGCAUUUCUCAGAUGGAUGGGGGUUUUGACUACAUGGAAGAUGCACAGUUACACUAGAGACACAUUGUUGAUCCAUUGUGAAAUCCGUCCAGACAUCAUAGUUUCUCAAAAUGGCAAAUCAUAGUAUAAACAUGCAUGGUGGCAGCAUGGAAAUAUAAGAGCACAACUACAGGGAAGUAAACAGCUGCAUUCAUUCCAGCAUUGGAAGUUUGGUUUCAAGAGUUUAUGGUGCACAGUGUGGAAUGGUAUUAUUUGUGUCUCAUUAUGAGUGGAAGAUGUAUUUUAAGCAUGACUUGUGUGUCAGAAUGCCAACGCUUGCUUAUGUAACGAUAGAAUGGAACUGAAUGAGUCUGCUCAAAGUGUAUUCUAAGCACACCUUUUGAUCCAAAGACUAAUCAGUGUCUGAGAACAAGGAAACAGGUCCUCAGUUUUCUUGUAGCAGUGAUAAUACAGACUCAUUUAGAUCGCGGUAAUCCUACAACUCCCCACCCCGUAGUUUUCAGUGCUAUUGAUAUUGAAAAUAAUGCUAAUGAAAACAAAAUUGAGAGGAUACACAGACAUGAAGAUUUUAAAGCAGCUUAUCUGAUUUCAGAAAAUUUAGAUGACCACGUGGUCUGGAAUGAAGUAGUUAUAAUUAGAUGGUGGCAACUGCAAGAUUUGCCGCAGUAUUUCUGUUGCUGAAGUUUGGUUGAACCAUUCAUCUGAUGUAACCAAUUCUUAGUUGUGCUUUUAUAAGUGUGCAAGUUGAACUCUUGGAUGGUUUACUUUAGUUAGCAUACCUGCCAGCCACAGCUGUGUCAUUUCUCGAUGUAUGCAAGGGACCAAGAGUGCAUAGACUUCAUCAGAUUUACAGACUAAAUGGGUGAAGUUCUCUUACAUUGGAAAGCUUGUCACCACUCAUUUUGUUGAAAGUCAUUUGAAGCUGUCUUUACUUUCAGCAAGAACUUUUUCAGGGAUGGACUUAGUCUCAUUUUUUAAACUAUUUUUUAAAAAUCUAGAUAUAACUCUUAAUUUAAGUAUUUCUGCUUAGCAAUAUAAUCAUACCAUUAUUCCGUGUAACAUUACUGUACUUAUUUGCAAUAAUAAAAUGUUACAGGCUUGGGACCAGGGCAUAAUGAGAUCUAAACAUGUAACAUAUGAUACUGCAUGUGCACUGUUGAAAUGUGGGACAAGAUGAAUGUUUGCUACAAAUUAUGGCAUACAGAUAUUUUACAAGGUCAGGCAACAUUCCAUGCUGUGCAAUUUUCCUUUUCUUUGUGAACCCCUGGACCAAGCAGUGACCAAUUUGUUUUGAAAUUCUUUGAACACUCGUAUGCAUUUAUAACUUUUGUAGACAUCAGACAGGCAUAAUUUUUAAAAUGCAAAAUGUUAUAUACUUAAAUAAACCAUUGAACUGCACUUUAAAGUUUUUGGGUUUGUUUUUGCUGUUUUACUAGGCAUGCAUUAUGUUUUAAAUUCUUGUGUAAACGUGAUCUAAAGCGUUAAGGAGUCAGGCAGGCAUUGGCGUUUACAGAGCCUGCAACAGACUAAAUGACUAAAGCAGCCAGACCUGAAAACAGAUGCCACGGGCCUGAGAAGAGAACCCAAUAUCCUUACUGUAUUGGUGACAGGUGCCACCGGAUAAAUAGUUCCACACUUAUACAAGGACUAGGACAAACAAUUUCUUCCCCCCUUCCUUUCCAUUUGUGCCCACAAUCUGAUCAGAGAUUAAGGCGAAAGUCCAGAGAGGCUGGAGAUGCAGCCCCCUUGAACUACAUAUAUAAAUAAUAAAAUAGCUUUGACUUUUUUUCUCUCAUCUGAAGCUUUUUUGCACACAUAACAAACAGUACAAUGAUUGUGACUGGCAUCUUUAUAACCUUUUCCUGUGAACAAGCAUGCACAAAUUUUUAUAAAUCAAACCAAAAUGUAAAUAGCUACACUGUACACUUUUUAUGGUGAUGUAAGCAAAAUGGCAGCAGUUGUUUAUCGUCUGCGAGGUGAUGGUGACCUGCAAAAAAAAAAAAAAAA